CUCUUCACCCUCUCACUCACUCUAUCUCACUCACUGUCAUUAUCUUUCUUUUGUUUUUCACCAUCAACAAUACAUAGUACACACACGGAAGCAAUCGGGCUGCCGUACUCUACAGGAUGGAUGCGGACGUAUCGAAAAGGAUGAAAUAAAUUGUUGAUGGGUUUCCUGACCUGCUUUUUAAAUCUGAUGAUAAUUUCUGAAAUUCUCUAAUUUUUUGUUGUCAUUAAGACCCAAUUUUAAAACUUAAAAGUCCUGUUUGUUUUUAAUUUUCAUUUAAUCAAUUAAGUUAUCCUUAUCCAGUCUGCUCAAUUAAUUUUUAUCAAUGGCGGAUCAGUUGAAUGAAACUAGUACUACAACCACUGAUCAUGGGAAUAAUUGGCCAAACACAAAACUACCAGCAGAUGGUGAUGUUCCUGAUGAUGUUUCUAAUGGCCAAGAAACUCAUAGUUUUGCUGAUAUAUUAAGCACUGCAUUCACGGCCACUGGACCUGUGCCAAGCCCACCAGCAGAUACAGAGUCAAAUAUGCAAUUAGGAAAUGAAAUGGAUUAUGAUCCAUUAUUUGCGGAUGGAAGUGAUUUAGAGACUGAAGAUACACCACAAGAAUUUUCUCCAUUAAACUCUGAUAUAUGGCGAUAUGGAAAUACGCUUAUAGAAACACCUUGGUCUGUACCACGCACUGAUGAAUCGUCCAGUCGAACUGUUAACCAUCCAGUUCCAUCUACUCCAACAUCAUCUGAGAUGGGAAGAAAGAGAUCAUUGCUGUCUGGUGAUAACAACUUACGAAUGAAAACUGGUAAACCUGAUACAAAUCGUCCGUUGACUUAUCCCAGACAUCCAAUGUCUAAUCGAAUGUUUAGACCACAUCGUUAUGGUCAAGAACAAAUGUCUUCAUCAGCAUAUACAUCCAUGAGUAAUCAUGGAGGAAAUUAUAAAUACACCCAGCGACCAAAUUCUCAGGUUCAUACUACUACAGCUCCAAGUGAUCAUUCAAUACCAAGUUCUUCAAAUCAAAAUAGAAUGAUUAACCCUCAAUCAUCAUCAACUGAAGAAUACACAGUCUACGGAAUGAAUAAUAUGGGCGCCCCUCAACCCGGCCGUUUUAAUAAUGAUCCACGUAGAGCAGAAUGGACAAAUGUGAUGGAUGCUGAUGAUGAUGAAGACAGUGGGAUAGAGUUAGUCACAGUCAACAAUUUUCAACAACGAAAUAUAAAUCAACUACCAACUGGUCCACCUGUAGUAGAUUUAACUCUAGAGUCUGAAGAAGUCAAUGAUCCUUUAAUGAAUCAUUCAGGAAGAACACCUCAAGCUGACAUAUCUAUGGGUCAUACAAUGUUUAGUAGUCGUUUCCCAAUUAUACAACCACAACGACAGUAUGUCAGUCACUCUGCUAUGCGUUCUAUGCCUGGAUACACUCAACAAUUUCCUCCUAAUCCGUCCCCUCUGUAUCGAAAUGAUGUCAUUUUCAUGGAUCAGCCUCCUCAAGCUCCUUGUAUACACACAGCUCAUCCACCUCCAGGUACUCCAGGUUGGCCGCCACCGUGUAGUCAGUGUCAUAAUACAUCUAGGGUUGUAUUUGGAAUGGGUAGUCACAUACAUCCGGCACACCACCAUCAUCAUGGUAUGAUGGCUACACAUCCAAUGACUCCAUGUGUACCUUCAAAUGUACCUUUAUACCACCAAAGAUUAUGGUAUAAUCAACAUAGAAUACAAGAAAUGCAAAGAAGAAGAAUGGAUAUGAUGAAUGGCAGUUCUGUACGUUCGUUAAGGAGUAUACCGCCAGUGUCAUGCAUGCAGGGAUAUCAACAACCACCUCAACCAACACCUGUCCAUCCAUCUAUUCAAGCAAUUCAUACAGUGUUACCUCCACCUCAGCAACCAAAUGUGUUCAGCCGGCCAGAAGUAAUCACUUCACGUAGAAUUGGUCCUACUGCUGUCAUUACCUUAUCUCCUCCUACCGAUGGAAUAGAACAAGUACCUACAUCAUCACUACAAACUGAAAUUGUGGUUCAAAGUGGGUCUACGAGUGAUAGCGGUCAUCCUCAUAUUCAUCAUUAUUAUAAUUAUCAUCCUCCUGGACCACCAGGUCGAAUGCAUCAUGUACGCAUUAGUAUUGGAGCUCCGUCAGGAACUAUUGUUAAUACAACUCCGGGCUCAACAAUUCCAUCACAGCCAGGUACUGAUAUACCUACGAUUCCUCCAUUAGGAUCAAUACCCAUGUUAACACGUCAUUUGUCAUAUCGGCUAGAAGAUUACUUACGAUUAAUGGAGCAACGCCGCAUUCACAUGAUGAAUCGUGGGGCCUCAAAAGACACAAUAGAAAAGAAUACUUUCCCUCAUAAAUAUAAACGUAUUAAGAGAUCAUCAGAUGAAAUGGAAGAUAACACAGAAAAAUGUACUAUUUGUCUUUCAGACUUUGAGGAUACAGAGGAUGUUAGGCGUUUACCAUGCAUGCAUUUAUUUCACAUUGAGUGUAUUGACCAAUGGUUGUCAUCUAACAAACGAUGUCCUAUAUGUCGUGUGGACAUAGAGACCAAAGAAACUAAAGAUGCUGCUUCUGGCUCACCUUUGCCGUCUGAAACUCCAUUCAUUGUUCCAACAUGACACGGAGAACUGGUGGUUUUACCACCAGCUAAUUCGUGUUCAACCUCUUCUCGUUGAAUUAUGUGUAAGAGAAGAGGAACGAGAAUGCAUCAUUGUUUUGCUGUAAUAGUAUUCCACUGCUAAAUAUUAUACUUCUACAGGUUUUAUUGUAACCAUUUAAUAAAAUUUGUUACCCUCACUAUAUACUAUAGGGUCUUGCGUGUGAUAAAAUUUAAAACAAAAAAACCAGUCACACUAGUGUGCGCGAGCUUUUCCAUUCAUAUGUGAUAACUUUUUUUUUAGCAAUUUUGCAUGUUUUCGUUUUAGUAGAACUUUUAACUUUUGUGUUUUAUCCGUUGUGCAAUUAGUUGUCCCUGCCCUGCCUUUAAUAGUUAUGGGUAUUUUUUUUAAAUGUUGAAGAUUUUAAAAAUGUGUCUUAUACAUUGUAUUAUAGAUUAUCCACAAAAUAAUACUUUUAUUUUUUAAACAUUUACAUACAACAAAUACCUAACAUUUUUUGUUGAUUUACUAUGAGAAAGUUUAUAGUUAUUAGAUUUCUUUUUUUUAACUAUUCAUUAUUUUUUUUUAAAUUUAAUCUCUUAAUGUUAUAUAAGAGUGCUUUUCUUUCCAACUUUGACAAUAUUUACCAUUUAUUUUUUACAACAUUUGAAUCAAGAAAUCAUUUUACUUUUGUGACUUGUUGGCAGUGUUGAACUUUAACUAUUUUUAACUUAAUCGCUCAUUAUUAUUACUGAAUCAUGUAGUCUUAGGUAUCAUUAUGUACGUAUUAUAUAUAAUGAUAAUAAGCAUUUAAAUUUUAUUUUUGUCCACGGUCCCCCUUAUUUUCUGAAGCAACUGCACGUAUCGAGUAUGAAAAUAAUGUGCAAAAAACAUAUCCGAGUUUUUUUAAAUUCAUUGUUUUUACUUGAUAAUUAUUGUUAUCAGAAUAAAUAUGUUGUGGUCGUGAGUAGUUAUUAUGUUAUAUGUAGUGAUAUAUAUUUAUAUAUAUAUAUAUUAAUAAUUAUUACAUAAUAUUAUAGUUUAGAUAUUAUUUUUACUAUUAUUAUUUUGUAUUUUUAAUUAAUUGUGUCACACUUAUCGAAUUUACCUAUACCCUAAGUACCUGCAAUACAAAUUAUUUAAAAUAAAUAAAUAUUGAAUAUCAAGUUUAACUAUUUAGUAUCGGUCGCUUUAUAUAAUAUAAUCUUUGGAUAUAUAUAAUAUAUACAUAUAUUUUUUGUCGUUUUAACAGAUCAUCGUGAAUAAUUUCUUAUUAAUAGAUUUUUAUCAGAAAAUAUUUAUAACAUGCAUAAUUUUAAUAUUAAUAUGUAUAGUAAAAUUUCUUUUAAUUAAAUUACCAAUAAAAUUAUCGAAAUAUUCAUGUUAAAUUAAAUGUUUCUACCACUACCAUUACGUGCUCGUUAAUAUUUUAAUUUAUAACGCUAUGUUUAGAGAAUAUCUGUUGUUUGCAUAAUAAAUUACAGCUAAAUGUUUAGCCAUUUCGCAUUAAGAAAAAAUACUAUUUUCUAUCCAGAGUAACUUAAUAAUCAUUGACUAUACUAUUGCUGUUUCUCGUCUUUUUUAAUUGAUCUCUUUAGUUUUUAAGCACAUUUGGAAUAUAUAUUUUUAAAAAAUAAAAAAAAACUUGCGGCGCAAAAUCACAAUAAUUGUCAACAAAACCAACCUUUUCCCCAGAAUAUACUAAUAUUGUUUUUUUUUUCCCCCAAGUGUAUUGUGAUAAUAAUUGAAAACUUUUUAAAGAAAUUUGUAUGUUUUUUUUUCUUAUUAUUAUGUAACAUAUUAUUACUUUAUUAUGAUAAUUAUUACCUCUUCCAGUUUCCAUGUAAAUGAUGUUGCUUUAUUAUUAUUAUACAUAUUAUUUUUUUUUUUA
Rhopalosiphum padi (bird cherry-oat aphid) is the source of this 4472-nucleotide messenger RNA. Its product is annotated as E3 ubiquitin-protein ligase arkadia. Gene Ontology annotation, molecular function: ubiquitin protein ligase activity. Bases 323 to 2602 code for a protein of 759 amino acids. The record is from RefSeq and is a predicted model, not a curated record. NCBI's taxonomy places the organism in Eukaryota, Metazoa, Arthropoda, Insecta, Hemiptera, Aphididae. The transcript is spliced from 12 exons.